AUGGACAUAGAUACAGACGUCCAGAUGGAAGACGCCGUUACGGCUCAUGAUGACAGUCUUGUUGAUGAUGACCACAACUCAUCUUCUUCCGAAUCGUUUGAUUUCUCGAUGAACCAGAAAUAUUCGCGGGCAAAUGAGGCCCCUGGGUCGAACAUCGACACCUUGGAUGCAUGGAUCGCCCAGCUUAGCGAGUGCAAGCCUUUGAGUGAGGAGUCAGUGAAGAAACUGUGCAACAUGGCCAUCGAUGUUCUCAAGUACGAGGAGAACGUCCAGCCAGUGAACGUUCCUGUCACGAUAUGUGGUGACAUUCACGGUCAAUUCCACGACUUGAUGGAACUGUUCAAGAUUGGAGGUCCAUGUCCGGACACGAACUAUCUGUUUAUGGGUGACUACGUUGACAGAGGUUACUACUCUGUCGAGACUGUGAGUUAUCUGGUUGCCAUGAAGGUGAGGUAUCCUAAGAGAAUCACCAUUCUGAGAGGAAACCACGAAUCCCGUCAGAUAACACAGGUUUACGGAUUCUACGAUGAGUGUUUCCGCAAAUACGGCUCUGCAAGCGUAUGGAAACUAUUUACUGAUCUGUUUGAUUACUUUCCCAUCACCGCCCUCGUGGAGAACAAAAUUUUCUGUCUCCACGGUGGACUGUCCCCAAUGAUUGAAACAAUUGACCAGGUUAGAGAGCUGAACAGAAUCCAGGAAGUGCCACACGAGGGUCCUAUGUGUGACCUUCUGUGGUCAGACCCGGAUGACAGAGGCGGAUGGGGAAUCUCGCCCAGAGGUGCCGGUUUCACCUUUGGCCAAGACAUCAGUGAGCAGUUUAACCACACCAACGAUCUUUCACUGGUGGCCAGAGCUCACCAGCUUGUGAUGGAGGGUUAUUCGUGGUCACACCAGGAUCUCGUGGUGACCAUCUUCAGUGCUCCAAACUACUGCUACAGAUGCGGAAACCAGGCAGCCAUCAUGGAGGUUGACGAGUCUCACGAGAGGAACUUCUUACAGUACGACCCCAGUGUGAGACCGGGCGAACCCACAGUGACAAGAAAGACGCCAGACUACUUCCUAUGA
Molecule: messenger RNA, 1065 nt
Organism: Kuraishia capsulata CBS 1993
Lineage: Eukaryota; Fungi; Ascomycota; Pichiomycetes; Pichiales; Pichiaceae
Exons: 1
Coding region: 1-1065 (354 amino acids)
Biological process (GO): mitotic cell cycle; peptidyl-serine dephosphorylation
Cellular component (GO): cytosol
Molecular function (GO): protein serine/threonine phosphatase activity
Source: RefSeq, a predicted model, not a curated record